CAGAUCCCCGGGGCGGCGAUGGAUCGAGUCAGCCUGCUGUGGCGUCUGAGGCGCCGGGCUCGCCGUGGAGCACUCUGCAUGGCCUUCUUCUGCAUCUCCAUGGCUCUGUUGUACGCCCUCUGCGCUGAAAACAGCGUGCCCGUCACAGACGCCAUCUUCGGUGUCCGGGCGCGAACCCGGGCUCAGCCUCGUGCACACUCUGUCAUCAAGGUGCUGAGAGGCGGAGCCAAGCCCAUGUACAUUGACCCUCAGAAGCUCCCGGGUGUCGUCCCAGGUGACCCUCACCGUCCAAUCCCUGUCCUCUCCUCUCCAAACCACACCCACGAAGCCGCGGACUCGACGUCAAAGCGGCGGCAGAGAGAGCGGGAGCCCUCCGGGUUUUUCUCUCGCCUGCUGCCGCGCCCCUUCACUCGCGCGCUGGAGACCUUGUUCGGAGGCCGGCGGAGGGGCGAGCUGAGUGGCCGAGGGGGGGACGCGGAGUUCUUCGGGCCUCACGGGCUUUUGGGAGAGGUGUGGGAUGACGAGAUGUCCAGUAACAUGCUGGGGAGCAGACUGAAGAAGGUGGUGCAGAAUUAUCAGGCGAUGAAUAAGUACGGGGUCGAGUUCUCCGGCCCCGGCAGUGUGUCCAGCAGGCCCAAGUUGAGCGGUCCCAAGCUUCUCUGCCAACUGAAGGACACGGUCGAGGUCACGACUUUGACCUCUGACCUCCAGCCCUUCUCUGCGCUGCCCUGGGCCACCCAGCUGCCACCGAAGCAGCUGACCUCUGACCUCGGGCCCUACAAGACCUGCGCUGUGGUGUCGUCUGCAGGGUCGCUCCGCAACUCUGGACUGGGCAAAGAGAUAGACUCUCAUGAUGCGGUGCUGCGCUUCAACGCAGCGCCCACCACCGGCUAUGAGAAAGACGUCGGCUCUAAAACCACGAUCCGCCUCAUCAACUCACAGGUGAUGGCGUCUGAUGACCACCGUUUCCUGUCCAGCUCUCUGUACAGCUCAGGUGCUCUAGUGGCCUGGGACCCCGCCCCCUUCUCAGCUGACCUCACUCAGUGGUACAACAGGACAGACUACCCCAUCUUCACCCAGUACCAGAGAUACAGGAGGCUUCAUCCUAUGCAGCCUUUCUACAUCCUGCAUCCUCGCUUUGAGUGGCAGGUCUGGCAACGAAUACAAGACAACAUGGCUGAGCCCAUCCAGAAGAACCCGCCCUCCUCGGGCCUGCUCGGCACUGUCCUGAUGAUGUCGCUGUGCGAGGUGGUGCACGUUUACGAGUUCCUGCCGUCCCGCAGGAAGACGGAGCUCUGCCAUUACUACCAGCGCUUCUUUGACGCCGCCUGCACGCUCGGCGCCUACCACCCUCUGCUGUACGAGAAAAACCUGGUCAAACGGAUGAACCAGGGCUCCGACCGCGACAUCUACAAUCAUGGACGCGUCAUGUUGCCUGGGUUCGGCAAGCUGAACUGCACCCAGGCUGCCGGAGGUGGACCCAACCACUGA
This is a messenger RNA of Chelmon rostratus (copperband butterflyfish), 1491 nucleotides long. RefSeq names its product ST6 beta-galactosamide alpha-2,6-sialyltranferase 1 (gene st6gal1). The record is from RefSeq and is a predicted model, not a curated record. Gene Ontology annotation, molecular function: sialyltransferase activity. Lineage: Eukaryota; Metazoa; Chordata; Actinopteri; Chaetodontiformes; Chaetodontidae. The transcript has 7 exons. Bases 19 to 1491 code for a protein of 490 amino acids.